Messenger RNA from Motacilla alba alba, 1582 nucleotides. RefSeq names its product erythroblast NAD(P)(+)--arginine ADP-ribosyltransferase-like. Gene Ontology annotation, molecular function: NAD+-protein-arginine ADP-ribosyltransferase activity; NAD+ poly-ADP-ribosyltransferase activity. The transcript has 4 exons. The record is from RefSeq and is a predicted model, not a curated record. Lineage: Eukaryota; Metazoa; Chordata; Aves; Passeriformes; Motacillidae. Bases 217 to 1140 code for a protein of 307 amino acids.
UCUGUAGUAGGUGAGGGACACAUUGCAAUGAAUAUUUGUAAUUGUGGUGGAUAGAGACCCUGUGGCAAAGUACCCCCUGACCUGCAGGACCAGGAGAGAUCCACUGUGAGUCUGAGGUGAUAAAGAAUUCCGGCUUUCUGAUACCUCCAGUUCCAUCAGGGAGUUCACUCCGGCUGAUUUUGUGUCCCACCCUGGUCCCUGUGGCCUCUCCCCUCUAUGGCCCCCCUGGCUCAGACUCUGGCACUGCUGGCAAUGGCCGUGGCCGCUACAGCUCUCGACGUGGUGACCCUGGACAUGGCCCAGGACUCCUUCGAUGACCAGUACCAGGGCUGCAGCCCUGCCAUGACCGCGGCAUUGCCGGCCCUCAACUGCUCCGAGUUCCAGCAGAACCCUCUCUUUGCCCAGGCCUGGCGUAAUGCCACAGCCGAGUGGCAGAGUCGGGGGUCCCCUGUGUCCCCGCUGUCGUCCUCAGCCCAGGCCAUCGCCCUCAUGGCCUACACAAUGGAUGACCUGUACAAGGAGUUCAAUGAGGCCGUGCGCACAGCUGGGCGCUCCAGCCAGGAAUACCAGGAGAACUUCCACUUCAAAACACUGCAUUUCCUGCUGACCGAUGCCCUGGUGACACUGAGGGACACUCAGGGACCACAGUGUCACAACGUGUACCGAGGGGUGGACGGGGUCAGGUUCAAGGCAGAGCGCGGUGAUGUUGUCCGGUUCGGUCAUUUCACGUUGGCGUCACGGAGCGAAACAACUGCCAUGGUAUUUGGGAAUGCCACAGUGUUCCGGAUGCACACGUGCCACAGCAUGGGAAUCUGGGAAUUCUCCAAGUAUCCUGACAAGAAGGAGGUGCUGAUCCCACCCUUUGACACCUUUGUGGUCGUCAAUGUCAGCCAGGAAGGAGAGAGUGCGUGGAUCCAGCUCCACUCCACCAGGAUCUUCAGCAACUACAACUGCGAGUGGCUGCAAGGCACCCAUUCUGGGUGGGGGGACAAGGACACCCACGGCUGGGGACAAGGACAGGGAAACACAGGGCUGAGGACACUCACUGGACGUGGUGGGAGCAUCCCCAGGGCUUCCUUCCACUGCGGAGGACUCCUCCUGGCCACCACAGCCCUGGCAGUGGCCACCGGGAUCCUCUGAGCCACGAGACCACCAUGGCCUCCAAGGUAACUGUGGUUCCUGUGGCAACCAUGGCCACCAUGGCACCAAGGUCACUGUAGUCACUGUGGCCACUUUGAUCACCAAGACCACCAGGACCUCCAGAGAAAUGAGGCCACCAAGGCUGCCAAGGCCAUCACAGCCACUGUGGCCACCUUGGCAGCUACUGCCACCAUGAGGUCACUGGGGCCACCACUGUCACUGUCACACUGCAGACACCACAGCCACUCUGGCCACCAUGGUCACAAAAGUCACCAUGGCCACUGUGGCCACCAUGGUCACCUAGAAAUCCCACAGCCACAAGGCUACCACAGCCACCACGUCUACCAAUACCAUUUUGCAAAGCAAUUGUAUUAAAUAUUUCAAUCAAAACAAAUCCAUUCAAUAAAUCUGACAAAGCCGGCAAAAAGUGACAGUUCUUAAG